UAUCUAUCUAAUAAUACUCGAUAUUCAGUUCGCAAAUUUCUUAAUAGUCCAGAACAUCACUCUAUCGAAUUGUAUCUGAUGAUCUACUGAAUUCCGGUCACAUCAAAAUGCCCACCUCAUUGACCUCGAAAUUUCUGCAAGGAGUGGGGGUAACGACCUUGAGCAGCAUUGCCGGAUUCUUCGUCUGGACCAAGCACAUUCAAGUAAAUGAUCUGAAUCCAGUUACCGAUCCGGUUUUUGCGACCAAAUGGUACAAAAAACUCAAUGCCAAUGGCAAUCCAACACUCCAUGAUGAAGUUGUGCGACGAUUACCGUUGUGGACAUUGCGUCCGGAGUUGGUAGAGGAUGCGAAGAACGGUGGAUCCAAAUUGGUCGAGGGAUUCAGUCAAGGGGUUUGGGGCACUUUCGGCUACAGUAUCCAACGGAGAUACCUCGCGGCCAAGUAUCGCAACACAACCACCACGGCGCAUCAGCUGUGGGACAAGCCCGACCUGUUGUCAUCUCCCUACAACAUCGGCACCGAAAUCACGGACCACUUCGUCGUGCUCGACAAGACUCCGACGAGCAUAUUGAUCCGCUGUGGUGACUCGCCGCUGAAGUCACCUGAUGGACAACGCCCGUCGGAUGGUCUCUUUGAGAUCUCAGCCGAGACAGACUUUGACAAAGGGUUUGCCGAGUUUCGACUGAAGAGUGUAUUUUUCCAGGGAGAAGGUGUGGUUGAAGACAAGACUAAGGAGCCCAUGGAUGCACGUACAAAGUGGGCACACCAGCAAUAUGCAAAGUUGUGGAUGGAGAGUGCUGUCAGGCAUGUGCGGUCUUGACCUGGAUUACAACAGCACCAAAAACCUAGUUGAAUUUCCCCUGUGUCUGGACACGAGACGACUAGUCUGGUGCUGGCACAACUUGCAGAACAAAGCGGGAUAGACAGCAUUCUUCAUUGAUAUGACACUGUGGCUAUGAAGGUUUCUUGUUCACUGCAAAGGCGCUGUCCUGCGUAUGCACCAGC
This is a messenger RNA of Exophiala mesophila, 1006 nucleotides long. RefSeq lists its product as uncharacterized. The coding region runs from base 108 to 821 and encodes 237 amino acids. The transcript has 2 exons. NCBI's taxonomy places the organism in Eukaryota, Fungi, Ascomycota, Eurotiomycetes, Chaetothyriales, Herpotrichiellaceae. The record is from RefSeq and is a predicted model, not a curated record.